AUGAACAAGACAAACUCAGAUGAAACGGGUACGACAAUGAAUAGUUUUAAACUCAGUGAUGAUCCAGGACCCUGCUAUCAAGCUCACAAGACGAUUCCUGAAGAGAAGAGAGUUUAUCCACAUCCGAACUUACCAGUUUAUUACAAUUCGGAUGAUGUCAGAAAAGUGGUCAAUGUGAAAUAUAAAGGACAAUCAGUUCAUCCGAUUGUUUUGGCAAGAGAAUUAACUUUCAAUACGUCAAAUGAAAGGCUCGAUGAAGACGAAAUCAAAGAAUUGAGGAAUCAUUUGAAACACCAUUAUCAAAAUUUCAGACCACAUCAAAUUUUCGGUCCAGCCAAAGUUUCCCAUAUAAUUUCAGAUCCAAAUGCGAUUUCAAAUCCGGCUAUGAAUCCAACUGAAAUUGACGCAAUCCCAUUGCAAGAUAUAGAGCUGGCCAAGAUUAAACAAACCCCAGAAUUGAUGCCAAAUAAUCAUCAAGAUUAUGAUGGAUUUGAUUAUAUCUCUUACGACUGGUUACAAGGAUCUACCGCACACAUUCAUACGGAUGAUGAACGAAGUCAAAUGAUAUUGACCGAUCUACAUUUUCCUGAAGCUUCUGCAUCUACUUCUUUGAAUGCUUCUCAAAAAGAAACUACUGAAGAUGUUUUACCUUUCAAUCACGAUCCAUCGAGAGGGGUAAUUCCCCAACUAGUCCCUCAAAACCUUCGAGUAUCUGGGUAUAAUCAAAGUGUGACAACCGGGCCCAUUAAUGCCGAUCUCAUCGACGCCAUCCAACGCGUCGUCUUAAAGAUCAAAGAGACUUUACCAACGCCAUCCCUUUAUUCUUCGAUGGCAGUUGUCAUUUUACCAGCUCAUAACAAGCCUGGAAUGGAUGAUUUUAAAAGCUCUAGGAAGCUUUCAGAUCAAUCAGUUCUUCCUCCAUCAGCUGCCUUCCAUGUUUUUCAUGGUCCCAUUGGCUGUUUAAGGAUUGAAGGUUUAACAUCUGGUUCAUUACCCGAUUUGAUCUCUUAUUUCAAUUCACCUGAAAGACCACCAAUUGGUAUACAGGCGAGAUUGAUGGGUGUUCGUUUUGUUAUCAUUACUACAGUUCCACAUGAAAGGUAA
Messenger RNA from Melampsora larici-populina 98AG31, 1104 nucleotides. RefSeq lists its product as uncharacterized. Gene Ontology annotation, molecular function: nitrogenase activity. The transcript has 6 exons. The record is from RefSeq and is a predicted model, not a curated record. Lineage: Eukaryota; Fungi; Basidiomycota; Pucciniomycetes; Pucciniales; Melampsoraceae. Bases 1 to 1104 code for a protein of 367 amino acids.